Molecule: messenger RNA, 2877 nt
Organism: Brassica napus (rape)
Lineage: Eukaryota; Viridiplantae; Streptophyta; Magnoliopsida; Brassicales; Brassicaceae
Product: metal-nicotianamine transporter YSL3-like
Exons: 3
Coding region: 477-1904 (475 amino acids)
Biological process (GO): seed development; response to iron ion
Cellular component (GO): plasma membrane
Molecular function (GO): oligopeptide transmembrane transporter activity; iron-nicotianamine transmembrane transporter activity
Source: RefSeq, a predicted model, not a curated record
AUUCAUUUCUAAAAUAUCUAAUCUAUUAAAACAGAAGUACAAAUAUCUAAUCUAUUAAAUGCUUAAAAUUUACUUAAAAUAGGAAAGGACAAUAAUUACUUAAAUGCAGGUUUAUUUGAAUCUUAAUGUCAUUGGAUUGUAAAUAUUGUGCAAGUUUAAGGGUUAGUUUAUAUUUGUACUUCUGUUUUAAUAGAUUAGAUAUUUCAAAUAUUUAUAAAAUAUUUUUUUAAUCAUUUCUAAAAUAUCUAAUCUAUUAAAACAGAAGUACAAAUAUCUAAUCUAUUAAAUGCUUAAAAUUUACUUAAAAUAGGAAAGGACAAUAAUUACUUAAAUGCAGGUUUAUUUGAAUCUUAGUGUCAUUGGAUUGUAAAUAUUGUGCAAGUUUAAGGGUUAGUUUAUAUUUGUACUUCUGUUUUAAUAGAUUAGAUGCAAUAGAUUAAAAAUUUAAAAUAAUCUCUAGCUUUACCUUUUUGUCUAUGCUUCAGAUAAAACAAGAAGAAACUCUGUUUUCUAUUUACAGAAGAAAAAACAUGAGGAGCUCCUUGAUGGUGGAGAAAGAUGCAAGAAUUGAGGUAGAGAGAGAAGAAAGAGAUGACUUGGAAGAGACGCAAAACGAACCAGAUGAUUUCAACUCAAUUCCACCAUGGAAGAGUCAAAUCACUUUCAGAGGGAUCGUUGCAAGCUUGAUCAUUGGUAUUAUCUACAAUCUGAUCGUGAUGAAGCUAAACCUAACCACAGGUUUGAUCCCCACCCUAAACGUCUCUGCAGCACUUUCAGCAUUCGUGUUGCUUAGAAGCUGGACAAAGCUACUCACAAAGGCAGGGAUUAUGACUAAACCGUUCACUAAACAAGAGAACACUGUGGUGCAAACAUGUGCUGUUGCAUGUUACAGCGUUACAAUAGGAGGUGGGUUUGGUUCGUACCUUCUUAGUUUGAACACAAGGACUUAUGAACAGUCAGGAGUUCACACUGAGGGGAAUAGUCCGGGAAGCACAAAAGAGCCAGGGAUUGGUUGGAUGACUUGUUUCUUGUUCUUUACUUGCUUUGUUGGUCUUUUGGCACUGGUUCCUUUAAGAAAGGUACUCCAAACCCGUAAUUGUUUCAAUCUCCAUAAAACUCAGCUCAAAUGGUACUUCAUUGUAGUAGCUUACAUGAUAGCUCCAUCUCUAGGUUUCAGUAACGCCUAUGGAGCAGGACUAACAGACAUGAACAUGGCUUAUAACUAUGGUAAAGUCGCUCUCUUCAUCUUAGCCGCAAUGUCAGGGAAACAAAACGGUGUCGUUGCAGGACUCGUCGGAUGCGGGUUGAUAAAAUCGAUCGUCUCGAUAUCUUCCGACCUAAUGCACGAUUUCAAGACAGGACAUUUGACGUUGACUUCACCGCGGUCGAUGCUUGUCAGCCAAGCAAUCGGGACGGGGAUCGGCUGCAUCGUGGCUCCUCUCUCAUUCUUUCUGUUUUACAAAGCCUUCGAUGUCGGAAACCCUGAGGGAGAGUAUAAAGCUCCUUACGCUUUGGUUUACAGAAACAUGGCGAUUCUUGGAGUUGAAGGUUUCUCUGCUUUGCCUCUGCAUUGUUUACAGCUUUGCUAUGGAUUCUUCGCGUUUGCGGUGGCGGCGGACGUCGUUAGGGAUCUGUCGCCGGAGAAGGUUGGGAAGUGGGUCCCACUGCCGAUGGCUAUGGCGGUUCCGUUUCUUGUCGGAGGGUAUUUUGCUGUGGAUAUGUGUGUUGGGAGUUUGAUAGUGUUUGUGUGGAACAUGAGGGAUAGAGUUAAAGCCGGUUUGAUGGUACCGGCGGUUGCUUCCGGUUUGAUAUGUGGAGAUGGUCUUUGGAUUUUGCCGUCGUCGAUUCUUGCUUUGGCCGGAGUGAAACCUCCGAUAUGUAUGAGAUUCGUGCCGAGUAAAUAGUUAGGUUUAAUAGCCAAACAAAUGCUUAGGUCAUAUAUAUAGGGAAUCAUAAAUGUGUAUUACAAUAAAGACGUCCUAAAUAAAUUGUUCACAUUUGCAUCUGCAAAUUGCAAAAAAAAAAUAACAAAAAAUAAAUAGAGUCUAGUUUAUUUUAAAAUAUUGACAUACAAAUAGAGAUAUUUAAAGUUUUGGAAAAAUCAUAAUAAGUUCGAUACUUUUUCUUCAGUGUGCCAACGAAUUUAUGUUAGAAUUUGGAUUUUAAAUCUGAUCCGUAAAAAUGAUAUGAACAGAAAAGAAAAAGAAAGGAUAUGUCUCCAAAUAAUCUCUUCAAUCAAUUGCGCCCAGCUAGUGAAAUUGAGUGAAGAUAAAGAUGAGUGACUUUUACUUUUGAAUUUUAUGAGCCUAUGCAUAUUUGAUAUGUUUUUAUUAGUUUCUCAGUUUAUUUUGUUUUGUUUCAAUUGAAACACUCAUGUGAAUAUUUUUGGGAAUUUUAGCAAAAAAAAAAAUAUAUAUAUUUUUGGGAAAGAAGCUUGAUCAAUAAAGCUUUUUUUCCUUCAUGUAAGCUUUUUUGGUUGCAAGUUGUAUAAUUAUUCUAAUAAGUUAACCUAUUCAAAUAUUAGAAUUUCAUGGGGUGAGUGAACUGAUCAAUUGAAACAACUGAUCAACAUGUAUUGAGUCAUGCAAAGUAGAUAAAUAUGGAGUUGAUUCAAACGAGUCGAGUUAUAUGUGACAUCCUUGUAUAAUUUGGAUCAAACAAAUUUAUAAACAAAAAGAGUUAUUUGAAAUAUUUCUAAUAGAGAGAAAUGUAUUCUUAUAGUUACUUUGUGUGUUUAUUAUUUUCACUGAAUCUCAAUCACACAAAAGAAAAACAAGAGUCAAAACAUGCAACUUCAAAGAAAAACAAUACUCCUUCCGUUUCGAAUUAUUUGUCUUACUCGAAAAAAUUUUUUGUCACAAAAUAAGUGUAGUUUUA